Molecule: messenger RNA, 5169 nt
Organism: Trichomycterus rosablanca
Lineage: Eukaryota; Metazoa; Chordata; Actinopteri; Siluriformes; Trichomycteridae
Gene: ppp1r21
Product: protein phosphatase 1, regulatory subunit 21
Exons: 22
Coding region: 123-2471 (782 amino acids)
Cellular component (GO): membrane; early endosome
Source: RefSeq, a predicted model, not a curated record
AUUACUGGGCGUUGUUAUAGUAGACUCACUCAUAUAACGUUUUAUGAGUGUAAAUAAGAGCCAGUAUUGAGUCUAGUGUAUUACUGCUCAGCAUCCAGACGACAACAUAUCAAUAUAUCAACAUGGCUGCAGAACUACAAGCCAAAUACACCAAGCUGGCUCAGGAAUACUCAAAGCUCAGAGCACAGAACCAGGUCUUGAAGAAGGCUGUUGUGGAUGAACAGGCAACAUCUAACUCCCUAAAGGAGGAGCUGAAGCAGCGUGAGCAGAGCCUGCGCAAGGCCGAGCAGGAGAUGGACAGCCUGAGUUUCCGGAAUCAACAGCUGACCAAGAGAGUGGAGCUGCUGCAGGAUGAGCUGCAAGUCUCUGAGGCCAAGAGCAAGAAAAGCAAGAAUAAAGGAGAUUCACCCGCUCAGCCAAGUUAUCAGACACAGAGCGUUUUUGACGAGGACUUGCAGAAGAAGAUUCAGGAGAAUGAAAGGCUUCAUAUCCAGUUUUUUGAGGCAGACGAACUGCACCGGCAGCAGGAAGCCCAGCUCCAAAAGAGGUUGGAACAGCUGGAGAAAGAUGCUGAACAGCACCAGGCUGUUGUGGAUGGCCUUGCCUCCAAGUACUUGGCCACAAUUGAGAAGCUGCAAAGUGACAAGGCUUGUCUGGAGAUUAAGGUUCAGACAUUGGAGAGGGAGGCAAAGGAGUGCAGACUCAGGACUGAGGAAUGUCAGCAACAACUGAGAAAGUACCAGACAGAGCUUAGCACUCAGCUGAAGCACAACAGCAGUGUAAUCCAGGAGAAAGUGCCCUUCAACGACACCAAGCACAGUGAUUUCAACAGCUUAAACGUCCCUCCACACAACAGACGACAUCAGUUAAAAGCUCGAGAUGCAGCAGGACAGGCGGUGGGCUUCGUGAAUGAUCUUGUCUCUGCUCUUCUUAACUUCCACUCUUACACAGAGCAGAGGGUUCAUAUUUAUCCUCUUGACUCCUCCAUUGAGACUAUCUCUCCACUCAAUCAAAAGUUUUGUCAGUAUCUACAUGAGAACGCAACCUUUGUACGACCUCUGGAGGACGUCAUGUUGCAACUUCAUCAGAACAUCACAGAGGACACAGUUACAGUACUAGAGACAGUGGGGAAACUACAAGAUUUUUCCAAGUCCUUUCAUACAUACACAAGCUUUUUGCAGAAGAUUCUGCCCUAUCAGCUGAAAAGUCUGGAGGAAGAAGGUGAUGUACCUCUCUGCUCAGCAUCUUUAAGGGAUAAGAAUCAGGAGCUACAGACUGAUAUGAAAAGGUUUACAGCAGUGUUUGAGAAACUGCAGAGCUACAUCAGUCUUCUGGCUUUACCUAGUGUGCGUUUGGAUGUCAUGUCUCAGAGCAGUUCUGUUGCAGUCUUCACUCAGCUCUGUGCCUGCCUACAUGGCCUUCAUGACAUCACUAAGGAACUGUCUAAACACUACAGUCAGAAAGUGGCUUUGGAACAGGAGUUGCCCACUGUUACUCAGAAGCUGCGCACCACCAAUGAGUGUUUACUUUCCUCUUUGGCUUCUCUGACCAACAGCACAAACAAGAUUGCAACUUUCUUCAGCAACAACCUGGAGUUCUUCACUUCUUCAGCUGGUUAUGGACCAAGAGCCGGUGUCGGAAACCUCAACCCACAGCAGGCACAGAGCAUGCUCAAUAACAAAAAACAUGCAUCUGCUUACAUGCUUGCACUCAGAAGGACUUGUCCUGAGUCUGUUCCCUACACAGAGGCUGUGUCUAAUCGCCGCAUCCUUACCAGCUCAACAGAGAGCAGAGAGGGUCUCAUGCAGCAGGUGCAGCAGAGUCAGGAGAAGAUUGCUCGUCUGGAACAAGAGAAGGAACACUGGCUGCUGGAGGCUCAGCUGGGUCGAGUCAGACUGGAGAAGGAAAGUCGGCGCAUAAGCGAGCUGGAGGCUCGACUCUCCUCAGCCUCUGAGGACAGCAUCACUGCACCCACACAUUCUGGUUCAGUCUCCCCAGGACAUGCAGAGCUAGAGACAGAAGACAAAGCAGAAACGGACGUUUCUCACAGCACCAGUCUGGUUGGAAUGCUGAACACAACCCCAACUAAUGAAAGUGUUGCAGAUGAGGAGUCUCGGGAGCACCUGAUUAAAACUCAUUAUAUGACACGAGUUGCUGAACUUUCCACACAGUUGCAGAUGUCAGACAGCAAGGCUGUACACUUCCAUGCAGAGUGCCGGGCUCUGGCAAAACGGCUUACUUUUACGAAGAAAACUCAAGAGACUUUAAAUGAGGAGAUGAAGCAAGCCAGUCGGAACAUCACAAGCCUGCAGGAUGAACUAAGCACGACCAAGAGAAGCUAUGAGGACCAGCUAAGUAUGAUGAGUGACCACCUCUGCAGCAUGAAUGAAACUCUUAGCAAACAGCGAGAGGAGAUCGACACGCUCAAACUGGGCAACAAGGGAAACUCAAAGAAGAACAAGGGCCGGUAGUCUGGGUUCCCAGUCAUCCAGCAACAGUGCAAGUGGAACCAGACAGGCAUAAAAAUGUCACAUGGAGAUGCUGCUCUGCUGUGACAGAACUGACCGAACAGUGCAGUUAAGGAUAUGGAGGUUUCUCCUCUCCUGCAUUGACUGCAUUGGUGUUUUUUUUAAAUAUUUUUUUAUAACAGCAGCUGGAAUGACUGCAGAAGAGUAUGCAGGUUUGGAGUGAAAUGGGGAUGUUUCAGUUUCUUUGUUGUAUUUUCACUCACAUGUAGAUACUAUUAGCUAACUUAGAGACCCAAAGAUUGAAAGGAAGACUAAAUGAUCGUAUUGUUAUCAUUUUUGUGACAUAUUACAAUUAUAAUGAACUCCACACAUCAGUGGUCACUUCACAUAAAAUGUAUAUCUUCUUUAUAUACUUAUAUACAUCACAUUUACCAAAACCUUUUUAAAGACAGUGAUUUGAUAAGUUUUACUUAUUUGUAAAGUCAACAGUAAAUUUGGGGGUAAGUAGUAUAACAUUUAUUGCAUUUAGCAGACGAUUUAUCAUUGGGAGUAAUUAAAUGGCUAGCAAAAGUGGCAUCUUGCAAGGGUAGAGCUUGAACCAGUAACCUGCUGAUCACUAGUCCAUGACCUUAACCACUAGGCUACCACUGCCCCAUUAUUAUCCCAGAAACUGCUCCCAGAAAAAAAACAGUAAUUAAUGAUUCAUUCUGCUUCAAUGGUUAUUGAGGCUUAAUACUACUUGUAAGUGACAGCAAUACAGCAUGUGUUGAUUAUGGGCUUCAUACAUCAAAUGUGUUAUUUAUAGUUUUAUUAACUGCAUUUACCUGCUGUCCACAGUGACUAAACACUAUUACCUCACAUUUAACAGGUAAAAACAAAUCCGGAAGGAAACCAGUUAACAGUCUAAAUUAGAACCAGGGGCACAAGAUCUCAGCAAGUCAUUAACUCCAGAGCAAACCUACUCAAUGUCGCUGGCUCUGUGUGAUCAUGUAAGAAGGAAUUACUUGUCAAGUGCUAAGGUAACGGUCUAAUCACAGGAGGGUGAUUCUACUCAUUCUACUCACACAUUCAAGCUGUUGCAGUUACAUUAAGGCUCAAAGUGCCAUUCAAAAAUCUGAUUAAAGAAAUGUUUCUUACUCACGAGAUUUCAGUGGCUCAGCGAGCACAGAGAUCCUGUAAUGAACUGGCAUACGUACAGGACAUGUUCUCAGCUUGUGUCCAGGUUUUCCAGUAUAUGUUCCACCAACCCAGGACCCACCAAUCAUGACAUAUUAUAGGGCACAUUAAAAAAGCGCUGUAACAGUAUUUAAAUCCACAUUGUUAUGGUUCUUUUUCCAUUUAGGAGCUUAUUUUCCGUAGUAACAUUAGCAAUUACUCCCGUUAGAGGAAUUAGAUGAAAACACUUGAUCUGUAAGUCAAAAGUUAAAGGAACUACAGAUGUGCCACAUGAGAAUCACAAAAUUUUUUAUACUUAUGAUAAGAAAUGUCAGAAAUAAGCGAAGACUACACUCCAAUCAUUUCUGUUUGUACAUUCUACACAAAACUUCACUAUAAAAAGCACUGCAUCAUGUUUUGGAAUAUAUUACAGCAAACAAAAUGUGGAGGACAACAACUUUAAGGAUUCCCUAAAACAGCAUUAGCAACUUUGGGGGGUUGAACACAAUUUGUCGGCAUGAAUGGGUCAGAAAUAAACCACAAUACUUUAAAACGCUAUUUUUACCCUAGUCGUCUCCAGUGCUUUUCCAACAGUAUUAAUUUAAAUUUUUUUUUUUUUUUUUUUUUUUUUUUAAACACAUCUUUGUUUACGUUUAUACAUACAUAUUGUUUUAUUCAUAUUUAUAAGUCACAAUUUAACCAACCUUAAACAUAAAUUUAAAAUGAAUAAUUGCACUGAAGGUUUAUUAAAUAAUGUAAAGUGAUUGAAUCCUUGUUUAGUGUAAUAGUGAAAUAUACCAGUUAAUCACCAUUUGGAAAUGUAAUGUGGACAUUAUCUUUAUUCUAAAACUUGAAAUUUCCUACAAAUUCUUUCCAAGCUCUUCAGAAUUCCUGAGAACCCUUUGGAUCCUGUUCUAAAUCUUCUAGAUUAAUUAAACAUGUUUUGCUGAUUCUGCUUGAUAUAAAAUAUUGGUUAAUUCUAACACAUUGCCUUCAUCCUGUGUCUGGAGAUUGAGAGGGUCAUGGUAAAAAUCUUUUUUUUUUUUAUUCCCCCACUUUACUGUAAUUACAAGUAUUUGUACUUAUUUUUGUUAUGAACUGUAAUGAACAUCGUACAGUCAGGAGCCCGUGCAGAGUGUUACUUCUUUGUUAUUGCUUCAGCGGAAUGACUCGGCAGUGAAGGACGACUGAAGGGUGUUCCUGGUGUGUUAUCAUGACACAUUCUGCAGCUGGAUGGCAUGGAUGUAGAGUUGGAAGCCCAGAAUUGUUCUGUGUAGUUUUACUUUUUUGUACAUUUAAAUAAUCAUGUGGUCUCUUACAUGUCUUAUCCGUCACCCAACAGAUAAAAGUUGAUGCACCUCAUUUUCAGUGUACUGAUCUGAACAUGUCACUAAGUGCACUAUUACAGCUACUGAACUUGAAUAAAAAUCAAUUCUUCUAAUAGCUGGUUUUAUGUAGCAAACUCACCAUGCAUUUAAUACUCAGUGAUUUGUAAUUUCAGGCUCAUUGUGUGUUGAUGUUUAAAAUAAAGGACGUGUUUCCUGUC